Oldenlandia corymbosa var. corymbosa is the source of this 3385-nucleotide messenger RNA. The record is from the annotation of a GenBank genome assembly. NCBI's taxonomy places the organism in Eukaryota, Viridiplantae, Streptophyta, Magnoliopsida, Gentianales, Rubiaceae.
CCGUCACUUAAAACCGUUUUAGUGGCUCUCUCUCUCUCUCCGACAACUCUAGCAUUAAUAUUUUUAAAUAGAACUUUACUUCAUCGAUCGUACGGUUCAUAUAUGUUUACCAGUGGAAAAAGUUUAUAAAGAGAGCUAUAUAUAUGAGUGAUGAAUCGAUGUUUCAUUUGUUGUUUUGGCAAAAAUAAUAGAGCAAAAUCGUAGGGAACAUAUAUACGAAAAUUGAAUAAUUAAUGGCAACUUACCACAGUUUUGAUUUGGUUGACGGUAACGAAGAUCCCUCAUUACUGACGACUUCCGUCCGGCAGGAAUUCAGGCAAGCUACCAACUUGCCCUCCUCCCAGCCUCUCCCACCUGCUGAUCAAGCUCAGAAUUUGUUUGAAGGUAACGAAACUGAGCAGGGAGAUGUAAUUAGCGAUCAUCAUGAUGAUCUGAAAGGCCGGAUAGUGACUGAAACAAAGAAGCUAUGGAAAAUUGUGGGGCCAGCUAUCAUCUACCGUACAUCCAAUUACUCCAUGAAUGCAGUCACCCAAGCAUUUGCUGGCCACCUUGGUGUAACCCAAUUGGCUUCCAUGUGUAUUGCUGAAUCUGUCAUUGUUGCCUUCAACUUUGGCUUUCUGGUAAGUGUUAACCAUAAUUAACCAUCACAAUUAGCCAGCACCGAAUCUCAAAUUUUAAAUGGCUAAAAGUAUUAUUCCAUUGUUUGGAAUUAACCCCCACAUCUGUGUAAUACGAUAUUCGUAAUUAGUGUACAAAACGCUAAUCGAUCCCACCCACUCUUUUUAUAUAUCAGUUUUGAGUUGCGAGUCCAAAUCUUUCGUAAAGACAAUGGUUAGAUAAUUAAAAAUUCCUAUUUUCUUUUUUUUUGAAAUAAUUUAUUUUGUUUGAAUCUUUAUUUUUAGUACAAUUUAAAUUUAAAUUUGAAAAAUAACUUUGAUACUUGUAUAAUGUUUUUGAACAUAUUCCAAAGUUAAUUUUAGUGCUCUUUGUCGGGUCAUGGUAUGUGUGUGGCUGGCACUACUUUGGGAUUAGUGGUAUUGGCACUACUUUGGGAUUAGUGGGUAUUCCCUCUAGACCUAUAAAGGGAGGUCAUAGAAUGUUUUGUAUUAUGCCACGGCAGAAAAUUAGAAAAACUGAGUUAUAAAUGAUAACACUCAAGCGCAUUUACUCAGAAUCAACGGGUUUUAAAAUUUGAAAUUUGUAUUAUCUUAGUAAGAUAGUACAAAUUCGGAACUUUAUCAACGGGUUUUAAUUUUGUAUAGCUUUUUUGUUCAGUUGAUAAAGUUCCGACCUUUUUGCCCUGUAACUGCGGAAUGAUAUAAAUUAAUUCACAUCAUUGAUUUUUUACUUUGUAAAUUUAAUCAAAAAUUUUUUAUCUAUAAUAAUUACGUAGAUCCAUGUACGUAUAUUUUCAUUUACAUGUUUAUUAUGUUACACGUACAAUUUAGAUUCUAAUAAAUAGAUCAAAAUACAAACUAAAAUUAAACGAACUUUCGCAUCAUCGAUCAGUUACGUGAUGUUAUUUGCUUAGAUUGUACUUUGAUGAAUAAACAAACUUCGGGAUCUUGGAAAAUUAGUUUGGGAAAAUGGUGGUAAUUAAGUUGUAAAAACCUGUAAUGUUAAUAGUUGGGGAUGGCUACUGCAUUGGAGACCCUAUGUGGACAAGCUUACGGAGCCAGAAAGUACAACAAGUUAGGCAUAUACUUGCAAAGAUCAUGGAUCGUGCUCAGCUUCAGCAGCAUUCUGUUGUUGCCGAUAUACGUUUUCGCGACACCCGUUCUAAAUCUCCUUGGACAGCAACAUGAAGUGGCUGAGCUUGCUGGAGUGCUCUCCCUUUGGUUCAUCCCUAUGCAUUUGGCCAUUCCAUUUACAUGCUCCAUGCAGAAGUUCUUAAUGAGCCAGCUAAAAGUUAACAUUGUCGCGUUUAUCUCUGUUUCGACUUUACUGUUUCACAUCUUCAUCAGUUGGCUUUUGGUCUAUAAGUUUGAGUUUGGAGUUAUUGGAGCAGCAGUUGCUUUGGACAUCUCUUGGUGGAUUGCUUUCUUUGGCAUGUUUGUCUAUGUUGUCUUUGGCGGUUGGUGUCCCUUAACUUGGAAUGGAUUUUCCAUGGAAGCAUUUUCUGGACUUGGUGAAUUUCUUAAACUUUCAUCUGCCUCUGGAGUCAUGCUUUGUUUGGAAUUCUGGUACUAUAGAGUUUUGAUCAUAAUGACCGGCAACCUCAAGAAUGCCACCAUAGCCGUCGGAGCCCUGUCAGUAUGCAUGAGUAUCAACGGGUGGGAGCUGAUGAUUCCAUUUGCUUUUUUAGCCGCAACUGGAGUUAGAGUAGCGAAUGAACUGGGUGCAGGAAACGCAAAAGGAGCAAAAUUUGCAGCAAAGGUGUCCCUUGUGCAAUCUACUGUGCUUGGGGUCAUUUUCUGUGCUAUUAUCCUCAUUUUCAACGUGAAAUUAGCACAUAUAUUUUCAUCUAGCCUUGAGAUCAUUAUGGCUGUGCACAAACUCUCCUACCUCUUAGCCUUUACAAUUUUACUCAACAGUGUUCAACCAAUUUUGUCCGGAGUUGCUAUUGGUUCAGGAUGGCAAUCUUUGGUUGCCUGCACCAAUUUAGGAUGUUACUACAUUAUUGGUGUCCCGCUUGGAGUUGUGAUGGGAAUGGCACUUGACUUGGGCGUUAAGGGUAUUUGGUGUGCCAUGAUAAUAGGUGGUACUGCGGUUCAGACUGGAAUCCUGGCAGUCAUUACCAUUCGACGUGAUUGGGAUAAAGAGGCAAGGCAAGCAUUGUCCCGUCAUGAUAAGCCAAUUAUCAAGACCGAGCAGCAGCCAUUACCGGAAACAUCAACGGCGGAGCGAAAACCUCAAAUUCAAGGAUGAAAUGGCCAAGACCUAGGACCUCGUACAACAAAGGUGGAAUGGUCAGUCCCUUCAACACCGUGGAUGCUUUCACUCUGGAAAGGGUGACGUAGAGAUGUCCUUGAUUUUUUUAGCAAAAUGGAUGAUUUUUGCAUGUUCUAUAAUUGGGUAGUAAUUAUGCUCAUGUGGCCAUAAAAAAGAUGAGUCAGUGAGUGAAUAUGCUCUAUGUUACAGAUUCCAUAAUGCAAGUAGAAAAACAAAGUUGAUCAAUUAAUUAAUCUAAUUUCAUGGCUUUCAGAAAAAAAAAUGUAAGAAAUAUGGGAAAGAAUAAUAUCUUCUCAUUCAAUUACAAUGGAUGGAAGAAUGAAGAUAUUGUUACAUCUUUUGUCGACCUUGAAUCAUGCAACAUUGUACUUAUUGUUUUGGUCCUCCAGGUAUGUAAAACACGGCAGACGCACAUAAUAGCAAAGUGAAGUUAUUAGUUAUUUUAAUACCAGUAUUUAUUUGAAUCAUUUUACUUUGUUCGUGUUCAAAAAAU